UACCAAACGGCUAUAAGUGACGUUACAAGUUCUGCAGAACACACAAAAACACACACACAAAACAGACACACACACACACACAUAGAGAGAGAAAGAGAGAGAGAGGGAGAGGGAGACUUUAAGGUCGUUGGGUUUUGUUGGGGUUAACUUCGCCAAAUUUCUCUUUGAAAUCUUAGGCCUUUGGUUUUGGAGGAGGGGUUAUUGAUCUGGGUCUCAAAGAUCUGAUUCUCGUUUCUCACUGAGAAAGAGAGAGAGAGAGAAAGAGAGAAUUGGGCAUUUUGUUUUUGGUUCUUCUUCAAUAUAUACACAAUAUUUUAUAGUAUAUAUAUAGAGUUGAGAAUCAUGACAGACGGGUAUUAUAGUUCUAAGAAGACUGAUGACAUCUGCGAUGAAGUUUGUGGCCAGCAGGGAACUCCUACAUCCCUGAGCAUGUCAAGACUCCGGUGUAUCCUGCGAGGGUUGGAUUUGAGGACAUAUCUGCUCUUGUUUGUGUUUGUCCCAUUAUUCAUUGUUGGCAUAUAUGUACAUGGGCAGAAGGUCACUUAUUUCCUAAGGCCACUAUGGGAAUCACCUCCAAAGCCAUUUCAUGAGAUCCCUCACUAUUAUAAUGAGAAUGUAUCGAUGGAGACCCAAUGCAAACUUCAUGGGUGGGGAAUUCGUGAAUCACCAAGACGAGUCUUUGAUGCAGUUCUGUUCAGUAAUGAGCUUGACAUCCUUACAAUUCGGUGGAAUGAAUUGUAUCCAUAUGUGACACAGUUUGUUCUUCUUGAAUCAAACUCAACAUUCACAGGUGUGCCUAAACCAUUGAUUUUUGCAAGGAACCGUGAUCGGUUCAAGUUUGCCGAUCCUCGGCUGACUUAUGGGAUGGUUGGAGGAAGAUUCAAGAAAGGCGAAAAUCCAUUUAUUGAAGAGGCAUAUCAGAGACUAGCACUUGACCAGCUUUUGAAAAUUGCAGGCAUAGAAGAUGAUGACUUGUUGAUAAUGUCUGAUGUUGAUGAGAUUCCAAGUGCCCAUACAAUUAAUCUCUUGAGGUGGUGUGAUAACAUCCCGCCUAUUCUUCACCUUCAGCUUAGAGACUACUUGUAUUCAUAUGAGUUUUAUAUUGAUAACAAAAGCUGGAGAGCUUCGGUCCACAGGUACCAGUCUGGCAAGACUAGAUAUGCACAUUAUCGACAAACUGAUGACCUCUUUUCAGAUGCGGGGUGGCAUUGUAGCUUUUGCUUCCGCCGUAUCAGUGAGUUCGUUUUUAAGAUGAAGGCUUACAGCCAUAAUGAUCGGGUCAAGUUUUCUCAUUACCUGAACCCCGAUAGGAUUCAGGAUAUUAUAUGCAAAGGGGCUGACCUCUUUGACAUGAUGCCUGAGGAGUACACAUUUAAGGAGAUCAUUGGGAAGUUGGGACCUAUUCCUCAUUCUUAUUCAGCAGUACAUCUUCCAGCAUAUUUGUUGAACAAUGCUGAGAAGUACAAAUAUCUGUUGCCUGGUAACUGCAAAAGAGAAAGUGGCUGAGUCUUGAAAAAGAGGUUCUUUUGUAUAGAUUGGAGAUGCAGAUUCUGCAUUGCACUGAACAGGGCUCAAUUGGAUGAUUAAUGGUUUUGGUGAAGCAGCAAUACAAGUAUACCUUAUAUCUAAUGAAGUUAGGUCACUCCCUAGAGAGAUUAUUGGAGGAACUUGUCAGGGCCUUGGAAUUUGACAGAAAACUCUCUAUAUCCUCCUUUUGGUGAGUUGGUGUUUCUUCUGGUAUGGAGGCAUGCCAAUUUUCUGAGUAGGGAGCUCACUGUGAGAGAAUAGUCUAUGGCUGUGACUAGUUUAUGUAUCAUUUCUUGCCAGUGUAGCAUGAUCCCAUAUUGCAUAAAUGUAUAAUGACAUUUUCCAGCUUUUCUGUGCUGGAAAUUUGGCUUUCUUAGACUAAUUUAUUCAUAUAAUCUUAUCACAACUUGGGUUGUCUAUCA
This is a messenger RNA of Quercus robur (English oak), 1949 nucleotides long. RefSeq lists its product as uncharacterized. Gene Ontology annotation, cellular component: membrane. The record is from RefSeq and is a predicted model, not a curated record. Gene Ontology annotation, biological process: protein N-linked glycosylation; N-acetylglucosamine metabolic process. NCBI's taxonomy places the organism in Eukaryota, Viridiplantae, Streptophyta, Magnoliopsida, Fagales, Fagaceae. Gene Ontology annotation, molecular function: beta-1,4-mannosylglycoprotein 4-beta-N-acetylglucosaminyltransferase activity. Bases 343 to 1506 code for a protein of 387 amino acids. The transcript is spliced from 2 exons.